Antechinus flavipes (yellow-footed antechinus) is the source of this 1484-nucleotide messenger RNA. It is a transcript of the gene MCEMP1, whose product is annotated as mast cell expressed membrane protein 1. The transcript has 7 exons. Bases 7 to 597 code for a protein of 196 amino acids. The record is from RefSeq and is a predicted model, not a curated record. Lineage: Eukaryota; Metazoa; Chordata; Mammalia; Dasyuromorphia; Dasyuridae.
AGGACCAUGGAAGGGACUGAGGAUAUUUAUAUAAAUCAAGGGUUGUCCCCCAAGAAGAGGGCCAAGAAGAAUGAUCCCCCAGCAGGUGCCCAUAGAUUUAAAGAAGACAAUGAACCUGAAUAUGAAAACAUCUCGGUGACCACAAAGAACAAUAAUGAUCCUCUGAAGCAACAAUCAGUGUCCACCCAGUGGGCCCCUGCUGCUUCAGCUCCAAGCAAUUCUUCAAGACAUUCCUCAGUGCAAAAGUCUCUCCUGGGAAUUUACCUCCUCCUGGGCCUGGCUUUCCUGCUGUGCAUUGUCUCCUUGUCUCUGUUAGUGGUGAAAAGUUCUGAAUUUUCCAUGAACCUGAGGAGUAUGAAGAAUGAACUGUGGAAUGUCUCUAGCAGGCUCCAGAAGGAGCAGGAUAAUGCUCAGCAACUGAAGACUCAGAUCACUGAAAUAAAGAACACCACAAACAUCUAUAACAUAAUAAUGAGACGAAUUUUAAGAGACCUGUCGAGCAGUAAGGAUACAUUGAAUUAUUUGAAAAAGCAACUAGAAAAACUGGAAGAGGCUCAAAAAUCAGGACCAAGUCCCAAACAUAAUUCAACUGGCUAGAAAAGGAGACCAACUUAUCAUCUGGAAGACUACACCUUUGGGAGAAGCUUUGGGAGGGUCUUUGUGUCCUUCCUAUGAGCUGGGUGUGUUUCUGCAUUUGUGAAUAGAAUGUAACAUGCUUUAAGGUUCUCAAAGAAAAAGAAAAAUCACUCUGGAUAUCACUCCCUCUUCUCUUAGUGUGUGCUCUCCCAAGUUUAGGUCUAUGAGUGCACAUGCCUUGAUGUGUAUAAUUAUAUCAGGUCUUGUCUUUCUGUGUCUGGGAUUUACAAAAGGGGAUGAGUGUGUACAAGAAUAGGGCAGAGACACCUCCAGGUAUAAGGUGAUACAGCUGUUAGGUACAUACUGGAGGAAGAAAAGAUAGAAAGAUGAAUAUCAAUGUCCAGGCCUCUAGGAGGUCAGUGGGGUCAGUAUUUCCCAAGGACUUAAUUUGAAUUAUUGUCUUUUCUUUAAAAUUUUUUUAUUUCUAUCUUUCGUUUUUAUGCUAUCUUUACUUCCCAGUAAUAUUCCCUCAGUGGCUAAGCUUGAUGUAGAUGUCUGUAUACAGUUUACAUUUUAAAAUGUAAAAUCAUUAAUUUAUGAUAUUUUAUUUUUGGUCUGAACUUUUGAUUUCAUUGGUGGAGAGAAUUCCUUGGUGAAGAAACUCUAUUACUGCAAAUGGACAACACACACAUGACAGAUUACGGGCUAUUUGCUAACGGGAUAAAUGACAUAGAGGAUAAUGGAGGGGCACUUUGUAGGUGUGAACAACCUGUAACAUAUAACCAGUGAGGAACUCUGAAGGAGACCAGGUUUAAAUGAUGUCCUCAAGAAGAGAAGAUGGGAUGGACAGAUGGAUAGCCACAGGUAUAUCUUCUUUAAAGUCUCCAAGAUGUUGGUUGAACUGAUGA